This is a messenger RNA of Staurois parvus, 285 nucleotides long. The record is from the annotation of a GenBank genome assembly. NCBI's taxonomy places the organism in Eukaryota, Metazoa, Chordata, Amphibia, Anura, Ranidae.
AUGGGUCACUCUCAGGAGCUCAGUGAAUUCCAGCGUGGUACCGUGAUAGGUUACCACCUGUGCAAUAAGUCCAUCCGGGAAAUUUCCUUUCUACUAAAUAGUCCAUGAUUAACUGUUAGUGGUAUUAUAACAAAGUGGAAGCAACAGCAACUCAGCCACAAAGUGAGCAUGAUGAAGCGCACAGUGCACAGAAGUCACCAACUGUUUGCAGAGUCAAUAGCUAAAGACCUCCAAACUUGGUGUGGUCUUCAGAUUAGCAUAACAACCAUGCAUAGAGAGCUUCAU